UAGUCUCUGUAAGAGUAGCGUGUGUGCUCUGUUACAUUAAACUAAUUAUAAAUUUGUCGCCAUUUGGUAUUUUGUGUAGAUAAUAUAAACCCAUUGGCAUUAGUUUAGCAUUUGGAUAACUCACAUAAAGGAAAAUACAUUUACCGUAUUAGAGUGCAACCAAGGGAGUUGAAUAAUACGUAACUAUCAGAUUGCACGUAUGAGAGUACGGACACGAAGAGUACGGACAGCAUUCACUACUGAGCAACUCAAUGAGCUGGAGAAGGUGUUCUGUGACAAUAAUUACGUAUGUCGACCAACGAGAAUCAGCACUGCAUCUCGAUUAAACCUCAAUGAAAAACAGGUGAAGGUUUGGUUUCAGAAUCGACGAAUGAAGGCAAAGCACGAAAAAUUGAAAAUUGCAGCUACCAACGGCAAGAAAAUUUUAUAUCCUUCGAAAGGAAAAUUAAGUCAGUUCGUUGCCACAGAUGCCAUAAAGGGUGGAAGAGUAAACACAUCCGGAUUAAGUGCCACCGUACAUUAUCAUCAGUUACCACCAAAUCAAGAUAUGAAUGCCAAAAACGACGGUAACUGUUGUAGAAAUGAAAUCAACGACCGAACAGCAUACAGUGGAAGUAUGCCUAAUGGCAACAUUUACAACGAUUCUCCUGACGUUAAAAUAUACAAUAACAAUAAUUAUUAUUAUCAAGCGGUCGAUGGGUUCAAUAAUAAUUGUACUAAUAAUUAUAACUUUGGUUAUUAUGUAAACCCUAACGAAUUCGCAAAUUAUGACUGCAAACAGUACAAUGCUACUACUGCAUAUCCGGCUAACAAUAGUAAUUUGUACGGAGUAGCUCAGACCGCAGAUCAAACUAUUAACUCUUUUGAAGAUAUCAUACCAUCGAUUGAGUUCAACAACGAAAUCGAUGGGUUCAAUUUUUUAAGCACCGCCCUCAAUGCCUUUUAGUUUCAAUAAAUAAUAAGAUUUAACAGUUGUAGUUGUGUAUUAAGGCUGAUAUUUUUGACUCUUUAAGUCAUAUAAAUAGUCAUAUAAAAUAGUCAUAAUAAAUAAUGAUCAAGUAUUUGAUUCAUGCGUGAUAAGUGUGAAAACUCAGUGGAUAAAUUAUAAUUAACUAAUUAGUGAAGAUGUAAAAUACUAAAUUUAAUUUAAUAUCUAAUAAUAUAUUACAAAUACUAUUGAUUAUUUAGUAUGCAGUUUUUUAUACUUUUUAA
Microplitis demolitor is the source of this 1212-nucleotide messenger RNA. Its product is annotated as probable ATP-dependent RNA helicase ddx42. The transcript is spliced from 3 exons. Gene Ontology annotation, molecular function: DNA binding. Bases 200 to 946 code for a protein of 248 amino acids. The record is from RefSeq and is a predicted model, not a curated record. NCBI's taxonomy places the organism in Eukaryota, Metazoa, Arthropoda, Insecta, Hymenoptera, Braconidae.